AUGCUGUGCACGGCGAAGCUUCUGCAAACCAUGGGAGGCACGAUGCAGAUUCUCUCCUCGCCUUCUCGCGGGAUGUUGGUGUCUUUCCAAAUUCGGACUCGUGCACGCUUCCGCCUUCUCGAUUUCCAAAAGGACUUCCGCGCGUCCUUCUCUCAACAGCGGCGACAACGCAUCAUCUCCCUAGGACUCGCCCCUGAGACCUCUCGAGCUCUCCAGUUCCUCUGCAAGGACGUCGGGAUCCAGUUCACCGCCUGCUAUUGUCUGAGGCACUUGCGGGAGUCGCUUGCGACUGAGACAAAAACCUUUUCGCUGGCCUUUGUUUUGGGAGACUUCGUCACCAUUUCUGCAAAUGCGGCGGAUCCAGCGUCGCGGCCUCUCACGUCUGCGGAGAUUUUCAGAGAAGCUCAGGAGGCCGCCGCCCUCCGCCCGCCUCCAGGGUGUUGUCUUCCCUUGGUAAAAGUUUUCGUCUCAUCUCGAGGCGAUCGGAGCUCUCAAGAUGGCGACGAAAAAGGGGAAUCUCGUCAACACCCUCUCCCUGACGAUGUUACCAAACUCUCGGUGCCGGUCAGAACGGAUGCCCUCAUUCAAAUCCUUGCACGCGCGCUGGACUCUGUCGAGGGAUGCAAGUCCGCGGACGACUCGAGCCAAGAAGAGAGCGAGAUCGAACCGGAAGUUCCGUUCAUGCCAGGGGAACUCGUGUACGCGUCGCCGCGCUCGGAAGGAGGCAAACUGGCGGCGGGGCCUGGCCGCAAAUCUUUGUUGGUCUCGUGCGAGAGAUCGGAGGCGAACGAAGCUUCGGGAAAAGGCGGCGACAGUUCUCCGCAGAAGAAAAAGAGAAACACCUUCAGGAUUUCAGUGGCUCGUCGGCGCACCCUGAGAGCCUCCGCCUCGCCGCAUUCGCAGCGGGAGUCGUCGGUGACCAGCGAAGCCGGGCGCCACAGAAACCUGCUUUCCUCGGUCUUCAGAGGCAAAGACAGUCCACCCAGACGGAGCAGCAGAGACACAAACGACAAAGCCAGCCUCAGCGACGACUCCAAGGACAAAGACGGAAGCGACGACGAGCCUGUCGAGCUGUUUCCGUUGCACAACGAAACUUUACAGCCUCUCUUCCCGGGAGGGGACCAGAUCCCCGAGCCGCUGCUCUUCGACGUCAACUCGGUCGUUCAGGCUGUAAAUCAAGUCGGCCUUUCGCGUCCGGCGGAGCAACUCGCUGCGGCCAUCGCUCAGACGCCCUUCCAGAAGGACCUGGACGCGUCAGCGAAGUUUAUCGAUGCCUUGGAUAGUUCGCUGGCGCUGCUUCGCUAUUACCAAACCUUGCCAGGCCGCGACGGGUCUCUGCAGAAGCGACGAAGAUCGCGACGUAUGACGGAUCUGGAUCCUCAGGGAACGGAUCGAACGUGGCGGCCGGAGUCGAAGCGCAAAGAUCCCCUAGCCAUGAUGCAGUCGUUGUCUGCUCUCCAAGUGAAAGUUCCAGCCGAGCCAGAAGUCCAGGCUUUCUUCAACCUCGCGUCUUCUACUCUGAGUGUCGAGGACCCCAUCAGCAUUCACCAGGUGCUCAACUGGGAUUUUCAUGUUCUGAGUCUCACGCCCUCCACCGCCACGCGCAUCGCCAGAGACCUUCUUCACCAUUUUGCCGCGACGGCUCAGGUGGAGAUUCCUGGAGAGAUUCUCAUGGGCUUUGCCGUUGCUCUCUAUAUAAACUACGAACAGAAUCCGUACCACAAUUUCUUUCAUGCCCUCAAUGUCGCCCAAGUCUGCUGCCUGCUCAUGGCCCUGCCAGACGUCGCGGCUCGGUUCCAACCUCUGGACUACUUUGUGCUCUCCGUCGCUGCUUUGGGCCAUGACCUAGGCCACCCAGGCGCGAACAAUCUCUUCGUCAAUCGAAACGACUGCUUGCCCUCUCGUCUCUACCAGAACCGGUCUGUUCUCGAAAACUACCACGCGGCUCUACUUUUCCAAAUUCUCCGGCACCCCCGGUUUAACGUAUUCUGCUCCAUUCCGCCUCAAGCCUUCUCGGCUUGCCGACAGCGCAUCAUCAGCGCGAUUCUGUGGACCGACAUGGCAAAGCAUUUCGACAUGGUCGCGCAACUCAAGGCGAAAAUCGAGGACGAAAUGGUGUUGACCGAAGGCAUCAUUAUCACGCUGCAAAAGCCGUAUCUGGAGGGGCUGCUCCUCCACGCCUCCGACAUCUCAAAUCCCUUGCUCAGUUUCGAUCUCUCCUUCGACUGGGCUGUCAGAGCCUGCGACGAAUUCUUUCAGCAGAACAAACUCGAAGAGAAGCUCGGCCAGCCGCCGCACAUGCCUACCUUCGCGGCAUUCGACCUCUACAACGUCGCAAAAUGCCAAGUGAAUUUCAUAGAUUUUAUUUGUCGCCCCCUCUUCGGUAGCCUCGCGCAGAUGUUCCCGGCCCAGCUUGGAGACCGAGCUGCGGAGCUCCGAAAGAACAGAAACAAAUGGAAAUCCAUCAUCGAUGGGCAUGAACGUCGGUAG
This is a messenger RNA of Toxoplasma gondii ME49, 2490 nucleotides long. Its product is annotated as 3'5'-cyclic nucleotide phosphodiesterase domain-containing protein. Lineage: Eukaryota; Apicomplexa; Conoidasida; Eucoccidiorida; Sarcocystidae. Gene Ontology annotation, biological process: signal transduction. Gene Ontology annotation, molecular function: 3',5'-cyclic-nucleotide phosphodiesterase activity. Bases 1 to 2490 code for a protein of 829 amino acids. The record is from RefSeq and is a predicted model, not a curated record. The transcript is spliced from 15 exons.